Molecule: messenger RNA, 5510 nt
Organism: Diceros bicornis minor
Lineage: Eukaryota; Metazoa; Chordata; Mammalia; Perissodactyla; Rhinocerotidae
Gene: MAFG
Product: MAF bZIP transcription factor G
Exons: 3
Coding region: 595-1170 (191 amino acids)
Biological process (GO): regulation of transcription by RNA polymerase II; regulation of epidermal cell differentiation
Cellular component (GO): nucleus
Molecular function (GO): RNA polymerase II cis-regulatory region sequence-specific DNA binding; DNA-binding transcription factor activity, RNA polymerase II-specific
Source: RefSeq, a predicted model, not a curated record
UGGGCUGAUGAGCGAGUUGAGGGUAGGGCCGUGAGGAGGAAGUGGAGGGGCCACCUUGCAGCUUAUCUCCUGGUCUGGAAGGUGAAGUGUCUGGCCUGUCUGGCCUCUCCCAGGCAUGCUACUCUCUGGCAGCUGGUCCUGCACCCGCAUCUGGGACAGUUCUCCAAACUGGGAAAUAGUUCUCUGAGUUACAGGAGGGGAGGAGCUUAGGGGGGCCGUGCUUGCUGGGCUGGGAAGCAGGCUUUCCCUGUGACGAGUCUGGUUGGCCAAGCUGGGCAGCCCUUGGGCAGGGAGAAUAGGGAUACACCCUGGCCAGAGAGAGAGGCAGUGGGAGAAAGAGAAGUGCCUGUACUUGAGCCCUGAGUGACGGUGGACAGGGCAGGGGGCAAGCAGGGGCAGCUCCACCAGGAAAUUGCAAAUGAGAGGAAGCAGCAGGACUUAGACGCCUGGGGAGCAAAGUGGUGAGCAGGCCCAGCCCUCCUUCGCAGCCAGGCCUUAGGCUCUGGGUUGAGGCUGCAGGCAGUGGUAGCUUCAAGGGUGCCUAGCCUUCAGAGCACGGUAGGUGGGCUGGUGUGGAUGGCAUAGAGUGGAAGAAUGCAGUUCUCAGUCACCCCAAAGUUGUCCCACCUGAAGUUGGGGCUCAGCGUUGAGGAGAGUGCCUGCUUGCUGUGCCCCCAGGUUAUGACGACCCCCAGUAAAGGAAACAAGGCCUUGAAGGUGAAGCGGGAGCCAGGUGAGAAUGGCACCAGCCUGACUGAUGAGGAGCUGGUGACCAUGUCGGUGCGGGAGCUAAAUCAGCACCUGCGGGGCCUGUCUAAGGAAGAGAUAAUCCAGCUGAAGCAGCGCCGACGCACACUCAAGAACCGUGGCUAUGCCGCCAGCUGCCGCGUGAAGCGGGUGACCCAGAAGGAGGAGCUGGAGAAGCAGAAGGCGGAGCUGCAGCAGGAGGUGGAGAAGCUGGCCUCAGAGAACGCCAGCAUGAAGCUGGAGCUUGACGCCCUGCGCUCCAAGUAUGAGGCCCUGCAGAACUUCGCCAGGACCGUGGCCCGCAGCCCCGUGGCACCGGCUCGGGGCCCCCUUGCUGCUGGCUUGGGGCCCCUCGUCCCUGGCAAGGUGGCCGCCACCAGCGUCAUCACAAUAGUAAAGUCCAAGACGGACGCCCGGUCGUAGGGACGCGCACUUGCCUAGGCGGGUCUGUGGGGGGCCAUUAGGCACAUGGCGAAUUCGGCAGCCCUAUCCCCUCCUUCCUCCUCCCUUCUUCCUCCUUUUCUUUCGUCUUCCUCUCCUACCUCCUCCCUUCCCUGCAAAGCACAACCCGCACCCCAGGGGCGCCGGGCUGAGCCCCUUUGAUCUCGUCAUUGUCAUCGUGUGUUUUGUACAUUGGGAUUGGUCAGUUCGGCGGUGAUGUGGGGUCGCCCCAGCCCCCUUUGUACCAAGGCCAUGCAGGCUUGGAGUCCAGAGCUGGUCCUGUAGGAAUGGACAGAGUGAGCGCUCUGGGGCUUGUGUGUCCCUGAGCAGGGAGGGCUCCACGGCCGGAGGGGCUGCUCUCCACUCCCGAGUGGCCCACAGACCCUGAUGGCUGCCCGGCUGGCAGGGAGCUGUGUCGUUCACUCUCAGCUCAGCCAGCAGACAUAGACGGGCGCUGCUCUGGAGAGUAGGUGUCCUUGAGGGCCCUGGACGGGCGGGCCACCAGCCUGGGUGCUGGGAAGUGGGGUAAUGUAUGCCUGUAGGCCAGGGGCCGUGGCGCUUGCGCCUGAUGCAUUGCACUGAACAAGACCAAAUCACUGGUUGUGAGCGUGUGUGAGGGUGUGUCCAGUGUCCUGCAGUGGGUCCCGUGUCACUGUUUACAUGACCUAUUUGUGUGGUUACAUAGCCUUUUAUUUAAAAGAGAGAAGUUCCUUUUACAAAGUUAUUAAAUUAUAUGUUUAAAAGCUAAAGAAAAAAAAAGAGCUGCAGAGUAUUUAUAAAACUGUCUUUUUAAAAAAAACAAAUAGGAACAUUUGACCAUAUAAAUGGGAAAUGGAAGAAAGUAUAAUAGAAACUUUGCUAGUUUAAAAAAAGAGAAAAAAAGAAAAAAAAUCCCUUUGUUGUAAACUUACGAACAAGUCUUUGUGGCUGUUGGAAUUUAGUUUUUAUAUACACAGAGUUAUCAGAUGUUAUUUAUAAAACUUAGUUUGAAAAAAGACAAAAAAAAAGCCAAGCAGCAAGCGACCAGAAGGCACGGCCUGACGUCCUCUUUGCUAUCUCGUUUGCAACUGUACCGAAAGUGACUUACUCCUUUGCCCUUCCUGCUUCCGUUGUCUCUUGCCGCUGCCGUGGUGUGGUCCGUGCCUGGUGAGGUCUUGUGCAGCGUCACGUGCUGGUGCUCCUGGUGACCUUUGACCUGUGGGUGUCACUUCUUGUAUCUGCUUUCCCAUGUUUGUUUUUUGGAUUUGGUUGUGUUUUUGCUUCUUCUGGCUUGCUGGGCCUGGGCCAGAGUGUCAGGCGGUGCCUGCUCCAGUGCAGCUUGAGGGUCUGUGCCCGCCAGCCUGGCCCUUUCCGCCUGGGCCCCCAGGGGGUCAGAUGUGGGGCUCUGCUGCUCCCACCCCUGCUAACCCUUGGCUUUGCACGUGUUUCUAGGGCUUGGGCUGAUCCAGUGGCAGGGUAGGUGAAACUGUGGGCCAUGCUGCAGCCCCGCCAUGCUGCUUCCAUACCAACUGCCUCUGACCCUGGAUGGGGGCUUUGCAGGGACCAAGGAGUCACUGUGGGUGCCCACAGGGCCACAGCCAAGCUGUUCCUGGCCGUUUUCCUUCUGUCCUCCAAUCAACAUGCUUGAGCUCUGGCUGCAGACCCGGGCUUCGUUCCUGGAUGCUUCACGUGGGCCUCAGCAGGGGGACCCCAGGGGCCCACUUAUCCCAGAACUGUUUCCGUGCUGCGGGGCAGUGCUUCGCAGGCAGAACCAGGUAGUUUCAGAGUCCACCUGGGGCAGCCCUUUCUCCCUGCCUGAGGGCUUGGGGGGGUCUCCACUAGUGCCAGACAAGGCUACAGUCUCCAGGGCCAGGUCCUGUUCCUCAUCUCCUGCUGAACAUGGUAGCAGCUUGCGGCUUUGGACCCUCUUCUGCCUCCCUUUGGGGUCUGUGUCUUCCAGGGAUCCACUGCUCGGCUGUGGAGGUGCUUUUCUUUGGGGCUGAGCCUGCCAUCCCAUCCCAGCCUCUCAGUGGAGGCAGCCGGUCUUCCAGAUUUGGCUUGGAAGGUCCUUGUAGGCUCGUGACAAGGGCUGCCUGCAAUGCCCGCCCCCAAGAGGCUACUACCCUGUCUCUGGUCACAUGGGCCUCAGCCUCUCCUUGGGGUCUCUCAUUGGCUUCUCUGAGGGCCCUGAACCCCUGAAAAGCACAGAAGUGUGGGCUGGUGAAAAGAAAAACAGUAUGGCCUGGCAUGAUUUAACCUAGUGUGCCUGUGGGAUAGGAGUAGGUACGUGCUGUCAACUUCUGUCAUCGCCCCUAGAUGCUCAGAGGCAUUCCCCGUUGUACCUGGGUCAGCCUGCAAUGGAAAUUUUGACCGUUGACUCUGAACCGCUUGGUGGCUUCUUCCCCCUCCCUGCAGUCUGGCUUUUGUUUACCUAGGGUCCAGACGAGAGUCGUUGAUGUUGGUUGUAGCAGCGACAAAUUGAAAUCGCGUCACAAGAAUCCCUAAAGAGAGGUCCUGCCCUGCCUAACAUGUCCAUUUACGGUUCCCACUUUGGCUGGGAGGUGGUUGUCUGUCUCUGAACCCAUGCCAUACUGUAGACUUGGAGAGCAGAGGGAAGGAGGUGGGCGAGGAAGGUGGGAGGAGGGUUUGAGGGUAGGCAUAUGCCGAACAGAAAUUGCAGAAAAGGCUUUGGUUUACAGAAAAAGCUUCUGGAGUUAGUGAAGCCUUGCUUUCUUUCAAGAUUUUUGGAUUUCGAGCAAGUGUUCCUUGGUUCUGGGGGAGCAUCAUGUUCCAGUCAAGCCAGCCCUGUGGGGCCACUCUGCCCCUUUUCUGCUUCACCUUGGUUUCUUGACAGUAGAUCCUAUGUCCACAUGUGACUGGUUGGUGUCUUUCUGAUUCUUGUUAAUUCUGUUUUCCUACUGUGAGAGUGUUGUGUUCGCUCUUUCUUCAACUUUUCUGACACAGCGAAUUGAGGACUUUGGCUGAGGCCAGGUCUCCCAAACUUGUCCGCUAAGUAAACCAUAAUGUGCACCUUCCCUCCCACCUUGCCCUUGCCCAACUCCUUCCUUUCCCGACCUGGACGCUCAGAUUUCAGAGGAGAACCCAGUGAUAACAGGUCAGCUCCUGCCCAGUGUUGGCCCCAGGGAGACCUCCCCACGGCCCCUGACUGCUGCUCUGGGUGGCACUGCUGUUGUGCAGGUGAGAAAACACGGCUGCUCCGUGGCAGCUGUGUGGUGUCCUGGUUUCUGGUGGGUGCCAGGUCUCCCCUGGAGGCUUUUCUGCUCUUGGUCCACACUUGUGGUCUGUGUGCACAACCCUGACCGUCAGCAGCAGCCUCAGUGGUCGGUGCCGCAGCCCACAGGACUGAUCGGCCACAGCCUGCUUUGGGACAGGUGGUCAAGGCCUAUCCUCUACCUGCUGCGUCCCACUCUCUGGGGUGGCCUAUUGGCCAAAGCUCCCAUCCCAUAGCUGGGAAGCCCAAGCCACAGCCUGAAGCACCGUUUCCGCUCUGGGAUCUUGUAAGUUACUAUUUUAGGCUGUGGUUUGGUGAAAGGAACCAACACAUUAACGAUUUUUUUCCCCAGAAGCCACUAAAUAAUUCUUAUGGGCAUUUUUUCACCUUCCACUUGGCUGUCUGGUUUUGGAGCAGGUGGGAAGAGCAGAGGACGCACAGAGGCAAGGGUGCCCUCGAGACCAGUGGCCCGUCCUCCUUCUGGCCUAUGUGUCCUGGGCGUGUGCUGUACUUCUUAGGCCAGUUGCACACAUUCCCCCCCCCACCCUGGAGCAGCAGCCUUGGUACGUGGCUGUCCUGCCAGUUUGAGCUGGAGCGUAGGAGAGUGCAUCCCUGAUGAGCUGUGAAGGGUGACCCCUCCAGCAACCUCGUUUCCCAGCUGUGCCCUUCUCCCCAUCCACUCAAUCUGCUAGUCCUUGAAGCCUUGAACCAAACGGGAGUGGGUACAGAAAACCUUCUCCAGGUAUCUUAGGGCAACAGGACAAGGGCUGCCCAGUGUGUCCAGCUCUGCUGCUCUCCUGGCGCUGAGAGGGUGGGGCCGAGCCGAGCCGAGUUGAUCAGAUCCUGCCUGCCCUGCCUAGGGCUGAAGCCAGGGGAGGUGGGGGUACGCUGGGAUCUGCUGGGGCGGGGUUGUUGAGGAUCCGAGUGGGGAGGGGCCUCGCUGGGCCGCCCGCGUCCACCCUGCCCUGUGCAGUAUUUAUUGCUAAAUUAUUGUCCAGGAGGGGCGGCACUGGGCCGGGCCCCGGGUAUUUAUUGCUGUACAUAGUGUAUGUUUGUGAUAUAUAAGGUUUUCUUUAUUUUGUAUAUGAUUAAUAAACACCUUUUAAAGAGA